Lathyrus sativus (Indian pea) is the source of this 423-nucleotide messenger RNA. The record is from the annotation of a GenBank genome assembly. Lineage: Eukaryota; Viridiplantae; Streptophyta; Magnoliopsida; Fabales; Fabaceae.
AUGGAUAUAAUCUCUCAGCUACAAGAACAAGUUAAUUCGAUUGCAAAUUUAGCUUUUAACACCGUUGGGACAUUGCAAAGGGAUGCACCUCCUAAUCGGCUCUCACCAAACUAUCCUAAACCACCACCUGCACAGCCUACGGAGGAUGGGGCCAACUUUUCUGAAGAACCAAACCUGAUGAGUGCUUCUUUGGUGAAAGCUGCUAAGCAGUUUGAUGCAUUGGUUGCAUCACUUCCAAUAUUUGAGACAGGUGAAGAAGCACAGCUUAAGGGGAUUGCAGAACUACAAGCUGAAAAUGAUGCAAUAGGCCAAGAACUUCAGAAGCAAUUGGAAGCUGCAGCGAAAGAAUUAAAUCAAGUUCAAGAGUUGUAUAGCCAAGCAACAGAUAAUUGUUUGAACUUGAAGAAACCAGAUAUCAGUUAG